This is a messenger RNA of Eptesicus fuscus (big brown bat), 1274 nucleotides long. RefSeq names its product calcium voltage-gated channel auxiliary subunit gamma 6 (gene CACNG6). Bases 43 to 816 code for a protein of 257 amino acids. The transcript has 4 exons. Gene Ontology annotation, biological process: calcium ion transport; regulation of calcium ion transmembrane transport via high voltage-gated calcium channel. The record is from RefSeq and is a predicted model, not a curated record. Gene Ontology annotation, cellular component: membrane; L-type voltage-gated calcium channel complex. Gene Ontology annotation, molecular function: calcium channel regulator activity. NCBI's taxonomy places the organism in Eukaryota, Metazoa, Chordata, Mammalia, Chiroptera, Vespertilionidae.
CGCGAGCCCAGCCCGAGCCCGCCGGCCCGGCCCGCCGCCGGGAUGAUGUGGUCCAACUUCCUGAUGCAAGAGGAGGACCGGCGGCGGGGGGCGGCCGCCAGGCGGGGCGCGGGGCCGCCGGGGCUGUCGCCGGAGCGCGAGGGCAAGGUGAAGCUGGCGCUGCUGCUGACGGCCGUGGGCGCCACGCUGGCCGUGCUGGCCGUGGGCACCGAGUUCUGGGUGGAGCUCAACACCUUCCGGGCCAACGACAGCGCCGUGUGCGACGCCGCCUACCUGGGGCUCUGGAAGGUGUGCGUGAAGCGCCUGUGGCAGGAGGACGUGCCCGCCGCCCGGCGGACCUGCGGCCCCGCCCAGCUGCCCGGAGAAACCAACUGCACCUACUUUAAAUUCUUCACCACGGGGGAGAACGCGCACAUCUUCCAUAGAACCACGAAGAAAGAGAUGAAUCUGGCAGCCGCGGUGAUAGCGGUUCUCGGCUUGACGGUCAUGGCCCUGGGGUGCCUCUGCAUCAUCAUGGUGCUCAGCAAAGGCGCAGAGUUCCUGGUCCGAGUGGGAGCCAUCUGCUUCGGCCUCUCAGGCCUGCUGCUCCUGGUCAGCCUGGAGGUGUUCCGGCAUUCCGUGCGAGCCCUGGUCCAGAGGGUCAGCCCAGAGCCGCCCCCGGCCCCGGCCCUGACCUACGAGUACUCCUGGUCCCUGGGCUGCGGCGUGGGGGCCAGCCUGGUCCUGCUGCUGGGGGGCGGCUGCUUCCUCCUGCUCACCCUGCCGCCCUGGCCCUGGGGCUCACUCUGCCCCAAGCAGGCGCCCACGGCCCCCUAGAGGCACCCCUGCGCUUUCUCCAGCUCCUUGCAAACCCUCCUCGAUCCUCUGUCCCCUCAGAACCUUGUUGUUGUUGUGAAUCCUCACCCGAGGACAUUUCUCCACUGACCCCUAGAGAGAGUGGAAGGGAGAGGGAGAGGCAGAGAGAAACAUCGAUGUGAGAGAGACACAUCGAUGGGUUGCCUCCUGCAUGCACCCCGACCAGGGCCCGGGGCCGGGGAGGAGCCUGCAACCGAGGGACAUGCCCUGGACCUGAAUCGAACCCCGGACCCUUCGGUCCUCGGGCUGAUGCUCUAUCCGCUGAGCCACACCGGCCGGGGCCCCUCAGCAUCUUUCGCCCCACGUCCUGGAGAAGCUGUUCUCCUGGCUCCGGGGUCCAGGUUGUCUGCACAGACCCGUCUCGCGCCCUCGCCUUUUCCUCUGUACAUACGUGUUCCUCCGUGGCUGAAUCUGGGCCG